Messenger RNA from Ostrinia furnacalis (Asian corn borer), 2059 nucleotides. Its product is annotated as G kinase-anchoring protein 1. Gene Ontology annotation, biological process: signal transduction. NCBI's taxonomy places the organism in Eukaryota, Metazoa, Arthropoda, Insecta, Lepidoptera, Crambidae. The coding region runs from base 16 to 1044 and encodes 342 amino acids. Gene Ontology annotation, cellular component: Golgi apparatus. The record is from RefSeq and is a predicted model, not a curated record. The transcript is spliced from 7 exons.
CAAUUUAAAUACGUAAUGCAGGACAAAUUUCAAUCGUGCCAGAUACAUGCACAAACAAUUGUCUCCCUGUUAACGAUUGAAUUAAGAAACAUGGCUGCACUUGUUGUACAAUCUCGGUUUGCCGGACUUAAAAUUGAGGACGACGACUACCCUCCUACCGGGGAUGUUCAGAAAUCUAAGAAAGUGAAAGCUCCAAGUGCUGCGAAGAAGCCUGCUGAACCUCCUAAAAAAAAUAAAAGUGCUACUAAGACUCAGGCUGCUCCAAAAAAGAAGAAGCCCAAGCAAAAUGCUGCUACUUCUGAACAAUGGGAAACUUGGAAGCAGAAGGAUGAGGAACUUGUGGACGGCAACUUUGAGAGUGAACUACAACAGGCUAUACUUUUAUCAAAACUAGAUUACGAAGAGAAAAAAGAUGUUUACAAACAGACAAAGAAAGAAGCUGAAAAUGAGAAGAAAUUGAGUGAACAGAAUUCGCGCACCACAACAAAGAAACAAAAGAAGAAAAAUGUGAUGAGCCUUGAUCAGUUUAAUGAUAUGGUGAAUUCUGGUGAAGAAAAAGUCAACUUUGAAGAUGCAAUUGACACUUUUGAAGUUGAAAAAGCUGCUGAAAAGGAUACCGAGUUUUUUGAAAGAAUCAAAGAUGACACAAAACAAGAGCUUCUCAAAGACAAAAUCAUUGACAAAGUCCGACACCGUUUGGCAGUCUCAGAUGAGGUCAUAACUAGAGUUCAGUUUAUUGAUGCCCUUGAGCGGAAAGAUAAAGAGAUAUUAGCUUUACGAGAAGAAGUAAGUUCUAUUAAAAAGGAGCUUUUGACAGUAAAAUCAAGGAAUAAAAAAUUGUGUAAUAUACUUGGCCAGGGCGAAAUGAAAGACAAAGCCGAAGUAUUAAUGGAAGUUGAAAACUUGCGAACCAUGCAGUCGGAGCUAAAUGCCGAAUUGGCAGCUUUGCACACCGAACUCGAGAAAGAACGUUCAAAGAAUGCUCAGGACCCUCGAACUAAAGAUAAGAAGAAAAAAGGAGGCAAUGAUAAAGAAAAGUUGUGAGUUAUGAUAAAUGACAGCAUUCUACAUAGGUAGCGCGACAUCACGAUGAUUUAAUGCAAUUAGUUAUAUGUGGUAGGUAUCAUAAAGAGCGUUUAUUAAGUCCACCUAUUUUAUUACUCAUAUAAACUUAGAAAACAAUAUUUUGGUAAAAUACUCUUCUUUUAUAAGAUCUCUUAGUUUUAAACCUAGAUAUAUUUGUAGUUUAGUUUUAUUAUUCCUAUCGAAUUUAUGUUUAAAAAAUCUUAACAUUCAUGCUAUAAAAAUGAUAAACAGUGAAAAGAAAUCUGCCUCGUCUUUAAUGACUCAUCUGAACUACAGUUCCAAUGCCCCGAUUGCUCUAAUUUGUAAUGUCUCCAAUACAUUCGCAUUUCAUCUCUAGUCCACACUCCAGUCACUCUCCAUUUUUAUUCCAGCUGAUGUGCAAUUCGGUAUCGCGGUAAAGUUCACGCGCAAACAAAGACGAAACAACGGAUUUUAUCACUUUCCAUUAAAAGUCCGAACACCUUAUUUUUUCACUAAAACACAUCAAAUGUUCCUGAAGCGUUUGACUUGCGUUUGAAAAAAAGGUAGCUUUCUAUCAGCUUUUACAUAAAGACGCAGUAGCGUUUCGUUUACGUUACAACUUCGUUUGAACUAGCUGUCAAAGCGACACUGCGAUACGGAUUUGUGCAAACAGCUGAUUUUUGUUCGUCGUCCAGUUGCGUUGCAGUUGAAAAUAUUUAGCGCAAUCGGGACGCAAAUGUCUUUAAUUUGUAUAGAAAUAAAGUUGAAAAUGUCUGUCUUUGGCGACCCGUCAAAUAGGCCCACGUUUUGAGCCCGCUAUAAUAACUCGUGUCUAUUUUGGACUUCUAUUUUUUCCACCAAUGUUCACUCUAACAAUUAAAUGCAUUCUUUUAUAUCAUUUAAUUGCUUGAUAUAAAGAAAAAACACGUGAAUCAUAUAAUAUUUUAUUCCUCCUCUAUAUCACAUUAAAUCUAUCUUGAAAGCCAGUGUGCCUACUUGGUAGGUCUUCAAA